Messenger RNA from Camelina sativa (false flax), 1332 nucleotides. NCBI's taxonomy places the organism in Eukaryota, Viridiplantae, Streptophyta, Magnoliopsida, Brassicales, Brassicaceae. The record is from RefSeq and is a predicted model, not a curated record.
AUGGACAGAACCAUAGAACCCUACUCUUCUUCCUCUCUACAUAUCUCAAACUGUGUCACUAUAAAGCUCACUGAGCAAAAUUAUUUUAUCUGGAAGUCACAGUUCGAAUCUUUCUUGCGCACUCAAUCUCUUCUCGGCUUUGUCAACGGUGCUGCUAAACCACCGAGUGAAAAGAUUCCCAUCCGCAACAACAACAAUGGCAAAGUCGAAGACAUACUCAACCCUGAUUUUGAGAGCUGGUCCAGAUCUGACCAAGUUGUGAAGGCAUGGCUGCUAGGUUCCAUGACCGAGAACGUUCUACGGUUGGUUAUCGGUUCUGUAACUGCUCAAGAGGUAUGGGACACUCUAAUCUCUCACUUCAACCGAACAUCCUCCUCUAGACUUUUUGAGUUACAACGUCGUCUGCAAAAUGCUGAGAAAUUAGAUAAAAGCAUGUCUGACUACCUUAGAGGAAUCAAAGAUAUUUGUGAUCAGCUAGCAUCUAUUGGAGAUCCGAUUAGUGAGAAAAUGAAAAUCUUUGCUGCAUUAAGAGGUUUAAGUCGUGAGUAUGAACCUAUAAUCACUGUCAUCGAGGACUCCAUGGAUCGAUCCCCUGCUCCCACCUAUGAUAACGUGAUAUCUCGUCUCACCGGAUAUGACGACAGAAUUCAAGGUUACUCUGCUUCAGCUGACAUCUCACCACACCUCGCGUUUCACACGUCAAGGUCUUCAGGCUAUCAACACCGUGGUCGUGGUAACAGAGGCAGAGGCAGAGGAUCUUACUCAACUCGGGGCCGAGGAUUCCAGCAACAGUUCUCGUCCACUACUUCAUCUCGACCAUCUACCAACAACUCCUCUGAAAAACCAGUACGUCAGAUUUGUGGAAAACGAGGUCAUAAUGCGUUUGAGUGUUGGUUUAGAUUUGAUGAAGAAUAUCAACAACCAGCUCAACCUGCGAUCAGUGCUUCUGCUUUCUUGGCUUUACACAUCCCUGAUGUAACCGAAGAUAACAGCUGGUAUCCUGAUUCAGCCGCUACUGCACACAUCACUAGUUCCACUCAACGACUGCAGCAAGCUCAACCAUACCAUGGCAGUGAUAUGGUGAUGGCAAGCGAUGGAAACUUUCUUCCCAUCACUCAUGUCGGCUCAGCUAAUCUCCCUUCAAUGUCAGGUAACAUCCCUCUUAAAGACGUCCUUGUUUGUCCUGAAAUAGCAAAGUCAUUACUGUCAGUUUCAAAGUUGACAAAAGACUAUCCAUGUGCGAUCACAUUUGAUGAUCUUGAUGUUGUUAUUAAGGACAAAGCAUCGCUCAAAGUUCUGACAAAGGGAAAGGAAAAUAAUGGGCUUUACUAG